UUCCAGGUUUAUAACAAAGCUCAGGAAAUGCUAAAGCUUAAAGGAGAAUUGAGAGGUACCAAGAAAAUGAAAGAUGAGGUGGGGGAGAGACACAGAGACAUGAGCAGCCUGAGCAGCAAACUUUUGAGCCUGCAAGUUGAUAUCAAGAAUCUACAUGAUGUUUGCAAGAGACAGGGGAAGACCUUGCAGGAGAAUCAGCUCUGUGUGGAGGAGGCGAUGAUGAACAGCAUCCAUAAUAAGAAGCAAGCAUUAGCAUUCGAGGAGUCACAGAUGGCCUUUGUGACCAGUAAACAGUGCCAUCUGAGGCAACUCCAACAACUCAAGAAAAAAUUGCUGGCCCUUCAACAAGAACUGGAGUUUCGCACAGAGGAGUUACAGACUUCUUACUGUUCCCUCCUGCAGUAUCAGUCUGUCCUGGAGAAGCAGACUUCCGAUCUGGUUCUUCUUCACCAUCACUGCAAAAUGAAAGAAGAUGAGGUGAUUCUCUAUGAGGAGGAAAUUGGAACUCAUAAUGGGAACACAGGGGAGAAGCUCCAUUUGGCACAGGAGAAACUCGCCUUGGCUGGGGACAAGAUCGUCUCCCUAGAAAGAAGUUUAAACCUCUACAGGGAUAAAUACCAGACUUCCCUAAGCAACAUUGAGCUACUGGAGUGUCAAGUGAAGAUGCUGGAGGGGGAGCUCAACGGGAUUGUCAGUCAGGAACCCGAGAACAAGGGUGAUCAUUCAAAGGUGCGUGUAUACACGUCUCCCUGCAUGAUUCAAGAGCAUCAGGAGACCCUGAAACGACUGUCUGAAGUCUGGCAAAAGGUGUCUGAACAGGAUGAUCUAAUCCAGGAACUUCGAAAUAAGCUAGCCUGCAGUAAUGCUUUGGUUCUAGAGCGUGAAGAGGCUUUGAUAAAAUUACAAGCAGACUUUGCUUCUUAUACCGCCACCCACCGACAUCCUCCUAGCUCCUCAGAAGAUUGUGAAGACAUCAAAAAGAUACUGAAGCACUUGCAGGAGCAGAAAGACAGCCAGUGCCUGCACGUGGAGGAGUACCAGAACCUCGUGAAGGACUUGCGCAUGGAGCUAGAGGCUGUGUCAGAACAAAAGAAAAACAUCAUGAAGGAAAUGAUGAAGUUGGAGCUGGACCUGCACGGGCUGCGAGAGGAGGCCUCUGCCCAUGUGGAGAGGAAGGAUAAGGAGCUCAUCAUCCUGCAGCAUCGGCUGCAGGAGCUGCAGGCGCAGUUCACCGAAGACCAACAGCUUGGCUUGAAGAAAGACACUCUCCUCCAAGAGAAAGAUGAAAUGCUGCAGGAGCUGGAAAAGGAACUGACACAGGUUCAGACAACCCUCCUGAAAAAAGAGAUGGAGUUGGAGAAGCAGCAACUAAUGAUAACAGAACUCGAAAUCGCCCUCCAGGAGGUAAAGCAGGAUAAGUGCAAGGUGGAGUGUGGGGCCCUGCGAGCUGAGAUCCAGACGCUGAAGGACUUUCUCGAAGAUGCCCAACAGCAGCAGAGGCUGGCUGCUCAGCAAGCAGCCCAAUAUAAAGAAGAGUCCGCUAUAGCAAAGAAUAACCUAGAGGAUUCCCAGAGGAAACUGCAAAGCUGCAUUCUCUUGGAGAAGCAGAAGGCAGACACCAUCCAGGAGCUACAGAGAGAGCUCCAGAAGCUGCAGAAGGGUUCCUUGAUGGCUGGAGAGGAACUUGCUCCCAACAGGAAACGGAUAGAGGAGCUGACAUCUGAACUCUCCGAGGCCCUGAGGAAGCUUGAAAACUCAGACAAGGAAAAGAGGCAGCUUCAGAAGACAGUGACUGAGCAGGAGAUGAAACUGAAUGACAUGCAAGAUCGUAUUAAACUCAUUCAACACCAGCACAGAGAGCUAACCUCCACCAAAACCACCCUAGAGGAGGAGCUUAAGGAAGUAACAAGGUUACUGGAGGAGAAACGGGAACAGUUGAAAAAGAGCAAAGAACAGCAGCAGUUGCUGGAACUAGAGAUUGAGUCACUUCGACAGGAAGAGAGAAAGAAAGAAAAGAUGUCAAAAGAGGCUUUGCGAAAUUUGGAGGAGGAAAGUGAGAAUACCCAAAUACAGCUUAAGCAAUAUACUACACAACUAGAGUCCGCUAUCAUCAAACAGAGCACCUCCCAGAAAGUCAUCCAAGAGCUGAAUAGUGAGAUAUCCUAUCAGAAGGAGGCCUUAGCGAGUCUACAGGCCCAACUAGACAAGGCUAUGCAGAAAGAGAAGCAUUAUCUGCAGACCAUGGUCAGUAAAGAAGCCUACGAUGAAUUAUCCCGGAAGUCAGCUGCCUGCCAAGACGACCUGACACAAGCUCUGGAGAAGCUCAACCACACGAUCUCAGAGACCAAGAGCCUGCACCGAAGCUUGACUCAGGCCCAGGAUAGGAAAGUUCAGCUGGAAGACGAAAUCAUGGCUUAUGAGGAGAGGAUGAAAAAGCUUAACAUGGAAUUAAAGAAACUUCAAGGCUUCCAUCAGCAGAGUGAGGCAGAGGUACAAGCCUUCGACAAGAAGCUGGAGGAGAUGAGCAACCAAGUGCUGCAGUGGCAGAAGCAGCACCAGUGUGACCUCAAGAUGCUGGCCGCCAAGGAAGAGCAGCUCCGGGCCUUCCAAGAGGAAAUGGCCACCCUGAAAGAGAACCUCCUUGCCGACGAGAAGGAGCCCUGUUGCCUGCCCCAGCGGUCUGUGCCCAAAGACACCUGUAGGCUGCACCGAGAGAAUGACCAGAUCAUGACCAACAUGGAGCAGUGGGCCAAAGAGCAGAAGGUCGCCAAUGAGCAACUAGGAAACAAGCUCCGUGAACAGGUCAAAUAUAUCGCCAAGCUGACUGGUGAAAAGGACCACCUCCACAACGUAAUGGUCCAUCUGCAGCAGGAAAACAAGAAGCUGAAGACCGAGAUAGAGGAGAAGAAGCUGAAAUCCGGGCACCCAAGGUUAUGCACUAAAGCCCUGAGCCCGUGCAAAAUGGAGCCCAUGCCAAGGGCGAAAGUGUGUGGCUCCUUAGGCUGGAGAGGGAUCACCCAGGGCAUGAGCCAAAGAGUGGAUGUCACCAAGUGUGCCGGGACUCCACGCUGCCCAGAAUAA
Messenger RNA from Molossus molossus (Pallas's mastiff bat), 3081 nucleotides. RefSeq names its product polyamine modulated factor 1 binding protein 1 (gene PMFBP1). NCBI's taxonomy places the organism in Eukaryota, Metazoa, Chordata, Mammalia, Chiroptera, Molossidae. The record is from RefSeq and is a predicted model, not a curated record. The transcript has 20 exons. Gene Ontology annotation, biological process: spermatogenesis. The coding region runs from base 28 to 3081 and encodes 1017 amino acids.